Molecule: messenger RNA, 4551 nt
Organism: Cyprinodon tularosa
Lineage: Eukaryota; Metazoa; Chordata; Actinopteri; Cyprinodontiformes; Cyprinodontidae
Product: protein bicaudal C homolog 1-like
Exons: 21
Coding region: 462-3377 (971 amino acids)
Cellular component (GO): cytoplasm
Molecular function (GO): RNA binding; protein binding
Source: RefSeq, a predicted model, not a curated record
AGUUGCUCAGCCAGGAACAGACAAAUGAAAUUCAGCGUCUUUCUCGGAACCAGUAACAGUCUGGAGAUCUUCUGGACUUGGAGGGAGGGGAAGUCGGUUUUCUAAAAGUUUCUGGGAGGAGUCUGACACGUGAAACUUUGCCGAGGAGCUGUUUGGUAUGUGUGCUGGUAGUGGCUCCGUUAACUCUGCAGACUGACCAACUUCAGAGAGAGGCUCACUGCGCUGCUGUUGCCUAUUUUUAGAAGUCUGUCCAAUGGAGGAAAAACGAAGGGACUUAAACUAACCAGGGAGGAAAAAUUAUAUUACAAAAAAAAAAAUCCUGACUGCCUCAGAAUGAGCACACACAAAGCCUCGGAGUAAGGGAAUUCAACAACCUAACAGACGGCUGUGUUUUCUAUUUAUUUAACUCUACUUUAAAAGUCAAAUUGCUGUGGCCCCUGGAGAAAGUUGCGCGCUGCGCCAUGGCUGCCCAGUGCGACCCUCUGAGCGGAUACUUGCAGCAGCAGCAGCAGCAGCAGUCAGACCAGGGCUCCAACAGCGAGCGCAGCACCGACUCCCCUCUCCCCGGAUCAGAGGAGGACCUUAGCGGCCCCCAUCCACUGCCAGACCCGGAGUGGACAGAGGAGAGGUUCCGGGUGGACCGUAAGAAGCUGGAAAUCAUGUUGUUAGCUGCCUCUGAAGGGCGAGUAAAUGGCGGUGAGGAUUUCUUUCAGAAGAUCAUGGAUGAGACCCAAACACAGAUAGCCUGGCCUUCCAAACUGAAAAUUGGAGCCAAGUCCAAGAAAGAUCCACACAUCAAAGUGUGCGGAAAAAGAGAUAAUGUGAGAGAAGCUAAAGACAGAAUCAUGUCUGUGCUUGACACAAAGAGCAACAGGGUGACUCUGAAGAUGGACGUUUCCCACACAGAGCACUCCCACGUCAUUGGCAAAGGUGGCAACAACAUCAAGAGGGUGAUGGAGGAGACAGGGUGCCACAUCCAUUUCCCUGACUCAAACAGGAACAACCAGGCAGAAAAAAGCAAUCAGGUUUCCAUUGCAGGACAGCCAGCAGGCGUGGAGGCAGCUCGUGUAAAAAUAAGGGAGCUGCUACCUCUCGUGCUGUCUUUCGAACUCCCAGCCAUCAUGCAGUCUGACCCAAGCUCUCCCACUGUGCAACACAUCUCACAGACAUACAACCUCACAGUUUCCUUCAAGCCCCCAACACGUCUCUACAGGGCCACCGGAGUUGUCCGUGGUUCACAGAAUAACGUCAGUGCUGUAAAGAGAGGUACUGCUCUGUUGCUGGAACACCUGGCUGGAAGUCUAGCGAGCACCAUCUCCAUCACCACCCACUUGGACAUUGCACCCCAACACCACCUUUUCAUGAAGGGACGCAACGGCAGCAAUAUCAAACACAUAACCCAGAGAACGGGAGCCCAGAUCCACUUCCCCGACCCCAAUGGCCCCCAGAAAAAAUCCACAGUCUACAUUCAGGGCACCAUCGAAUCUGUUUGCCUAGCACGGCAGUAUCUUAUGGGCUGCUUGCCUUUAGUGUUAAUGUUUGACAUCAAAGAGGACAUUGAGGUGGAACCUCAGUGCAUUACAGCACUAAUAGAGCAACUGGAUGUCUUCAUCAGCAUAAAACCGAAGCCAAAGCAGCCCAGCAAGUCGGUCAUCGUGAAGAGUGUGGAAAGAAAUGCUGUCAACAUGUACGAAGCUCGGAAAUUCCUCUUGGGUCUUGAAAGCAAUGGGGUGUCCUCCUCUUCACCCUCCCUGGCACUGAAUCCCCCCAAUAAUGGUCCAUCGCCAUCCCUCAUUUGCCCUGUCGGCCUGGACAUCCUGACCUCAGCUGGCCUGGGGCUGAGUAAUCUGGGUUUCUUAGGUGCAACAGCACCCCAUUCCCUCCCCACAUCUCCUACUCCAAACACCGUUUUGAACAGUUUAAACUCAGCUCUGAGCCCGCUGCAGACACCCAACCCAAACACUCCCACCCCACCCCCCUCUAUGUGGCCUAGCUCGCUCACCAGCACCCAAAGCUUCACGUCACAGCUAGUGCUGCAUCCUGCAGCUCAGGCCACUCUAAGCAGCAUCCUAAUGUCAGGAGUGCAGAGUUACACACACAGCACACCAUCUCCUCCGCCGGGCCUAGCCCCUAUAGACAAGCAGCCAAACGGGGUCCCUGAAUGCGCUCUUAAUGGACAUGUCAAGCAUCCUUAUGGGAGAUUAGCACCAGCAUCGCUCACAGAAACGGUUUUAAGUCCAACGCCAUGCGACUCGGCCCAGGAGGCCAGCGGACACAACCCUUCAGAGCCACUGUCAAGCAAAUCCAACCCAGAUGAAGGCUCAGACACAUUUGUGGAAGUGGGCAUGCCGAGGAGCCCCUCUCAUUCAGCCAAUGGGAGUGAACUGAAACAGAUGCUGGCUUCAUGCAAGACGUCAUCUGGGAAGCGACAGGCUGUCGAGCUCCUGCAGGGCACCAAGAACUCCCAUCUACAUUCUGACUGUCUCCUGUCGGACGCUGAGUCCAGCUCAUCGGACGGGCCUGUGGCAGAUAAGAGGGCGCCGGGGAGCGAGCGGGCAGCUGAACGGGCAGCACAGCAGAAUGAGAGAGAGAGGAUCAGACUGGCACCACAGACCUCUUUUGCCAACAUGCAGGCAUUUGACUACGAACAGAAAAAGCUGUUGGCAACCAAAGCAAUGUUAAAGAAGCCUGUGGUGACAGAGGUACGAACCCCAACAAACACUUGGAGCGGUCUGGGCUUUUCCAAAUCCAUGCCAGCUGAGACCAUCAAGGAGCUGCGGAGGGCCAAUCACGUCUCAUAUAAACCCAGCAUGAGCACCACUUAUGAGGGUUCUCCGCUGUCUUUGUCUCGAUCCGGCAGCAGAGAAGGCGUGGGGAGUGGCAGUGACUCAGAUAACUGGAGGGAAAGAAACGGGAACGGGCUGCCGAACCACACAGAGUUCCCCUCUGCUGUCAGCAGUCCGAAGAGAAAGCAAAACAAAUCUGUUGCAGAGCAUUACCUCAGCAGCAGCAACUACAUGGACUCGAUCUCCUCAGUAACUGGCAGCAACGGCUGCAACCUGAAUUCUUCCCUGAAAGGCUCAGACCUUCCUGAGCUCUUCAGCAAACUGGGUUUAGGGAAGUACACCGACAUCUUCCAGCAGCAGGAGAUCGAUCUCCAGACAUUCCUGACUCUCACAGACCAGGACCUGAAGGAACUAGGAAUCACUACAUUUGGUGCCCGCAGGAAAAUGCUACUUGCUAUUUCAGAACUAAACAAGAACCGCAGGAAGCUUUUCGAGCCACCCAUCAGGUCCUCCUUCUUGGAAGGGGGAGCUAGCGGCCGACUUUCCCGCCAGUUUCAUGCAGACAUGGCUAGUGUCAGCGGCCGAUGGUAGACGUCGUUUCCCCGGAAACCAUCCGUAAAGACUGUGUUUUUCAUUGGUGCACAAGUUCCUGCAGUUGUGUACUCCUACUUCAUUCUUGUAAACUUUUGCGUUAAUAUGCAAAACGAAGUCUGUUUUUUUUUAUUUUGUUUUUUUAAGCCAUAGUUUUACCUGAAGUGCCAACUAAAAAUAAGGGAUUUUUUCAGUGUUAACUCCUUACAGCAACUCUAUCUAAAGCAUUCCUAAAGGGAUGCUAACAGUAUGGUUCAAAAGAAGGGUACUGUCCAGUAUUUGUCUCCAGGUUUUUCAUAAAGGGAACAGGCAGAAUGAUUAGUAUAAUCCUUUUACCGAUUGAUACUACCUGCAUUCGUAUUAUGCGAUUGUAUCAGUGAUAUGCACUUUAUUACUAGAUUUUUGCCUGUCGGAGCCUUACUCUUUACAAUGAAGGAAUAUAAUCUAUAGUUUGUUUGUUUUUUUCUAUAGAAUGAAAGCACAGAUGCAUUUUGUACCAAAAAAUAAAUGCAAGGAAGCACUUAGCCAGUGAGAUUAAGACUCCUCCAAAUGAAGUAGGUCUCCACACCCAAGCAGUGACUCCGUCUGCUUUAAAGAACUAGUUUUGAUUCAUGAAGCAAGGUUCUGUUAAGAAUCUUUAAGCAACUGAUAUAUGACAUUCAGAAGAUGAUUUACGAUCUUGGUUUACUAUAAAUCGAGAUGAUAGGUCUUGUAGCUGAAGCUUGUUACACCGUUAUCAUAUUUGCAUACGAUGGCUGAUUACGCUGAAGCCUAAUAGGAAAUGAAUGAUAGGAAAUGAAUGCUGAAGGCGGUGCGCCAUUUAUAAUCUUCCCACGUACUGAGAGCAGAAAAAAAAUGUAAGGCAUUUCAGGUUCGAGUAAACGCGUGAUAUAAAAGUAAAGCACUGUUAAAAUGAAUAAAGUUGCAUUUGCCUGAUCUGCUACGAUAAUCUUCCUUUUAUAUCAGUUACUCUAAAAAGAUGCCACAUGUUCCUUUAUCAGUACAUGUUUGACACUUGAUGAUUAUUGGUGGCUCCAUAACCACCCGAUGCAGACAUAGCGAUUGGUUGAAGUUUUCUAAAAUCAUUUUACUUCUGUUUGUUCUCAAUCACUUUCAGACCAGUUGUUAGCUUUAGCCCUCAACACCAACUGCUCACAACCUUGCUUCUUAAAUU